AUUUUUGCCCCAUCGGUCGCUGAGGGAAACAUAAUUGCUGUCUCGUUCAUUAUGACACCUGCUGAAUGAAGAAGGCAAACUUUAGGUAAAUAUAUAAUGAAAAGUUGGCACUCGCCAGUCGUCAUCUUGCCAAAUGUACACACACCAGCAGUCAGGAAGCAAGAACAUCAACGUUUAGGGAAACUGCUACCUGAUGGCUGCGACCACAUGGUAUGCACAUAGGAGGAGAGUGGCGAGGGUAAAGUUAGGGCCCAAAUUAAAUGAAGAAUUAUCUCUGAAAAUGAGGUACACAAAUGACUGAAAGACUUUGAAACAUCUUCCCAGCUUCAGGUGUCAAUGAAGCCGUUCAGCAUCUUCAGCUCCUCCCCCUCCCGUGGGUGUGACUGUCACAGGAUGGACCAAUCAAACGCCUCUAUCAGCCCAUCACUGACUCCUUUGUGCAUCUUCUCCUCCUUCCAUCAAGCCCGUCACUCAGACUUGGAGGAGCAGCAGGAAGACCAAGUUGAAGGCGGCCAUGCAAAAAGCAGCAAUGCACAAUAACUUUUUGAUCAACUAGAAAGAUUUUUGAGGGCACAGGAGAGACUUUACUGAGGGAAACCGAAAGUGAGGAGCAAAGUUAAAAACGACGGGAGUAUUGAUCCAUUGAUUGAUUGGUUGCUUGUUAGUCAGAGCGACUGAAGGAUGGCAAACUCCGGACUCCAGUUGUUGGGUUACUUCCUAGCCUUGGGCGGCUGGAUCAGCAUCAUCGCCACCACGGCUUUGCCCCAAUGGAAGCAGUCGACUUACGUCGGUGACGCGAUCAUCACCGCUGUGGGUCUGUAUGAGGGUCUGUGGAUGAGCUGUGCUUCACAGAGCACGGGACAGGUCCAGUGCAAGAUCUUUGACUCCAUGCUUUCUCUCGACAUCCACAUCCAGACGUGUCGCGCCCUGAUGGUGUUGGCGGUGCUGAUCGGCCUAAUCGGCAUCAUCAUCAGCGUGGUGGGCAUGAAGUGCACAAAGGUUGGAGAUACCAACCCACCCAUCAAGAUGCGUAUCGCCGUGACGGGAGGGGUUCUCUUCCUUCUUGCAGGUCUGUGUACCCUGGUUUCAGUUUCCUGGUAUGCAGCUCAGGUGUCCUACCAGUUCUUCAACCCAAAUACCCCAGCCAACGCCAGGUAUGAGUUUGGCUCCGCCCUCUUUGUGGGCUGGGCCGCGGCCAGCCUGACGAUACUGGGCGGUUCCUUGCUGUGCUGCUCCUGCUCUAAAGACGACCUGCAAGGCCAGCAGUACUACCGCCAAUCACAGCCUUCAACGGCCAGGGAAUGAUGUGGUCCUGAAGGCCUCAUCAAGCUGUGACUUUCAGCGUUGACUCGGGCCGACCCGGAUGUGAAGAUUCUGGGAUUCCGGUUCCAGUUCCUCGUUUUGAUUCCAGUUCCAAACGAUUCUUGAUUCUUAUUCUUUUGAGAGGCAGGGAUUUACGAUUCAUUCCUCCCUGGGAUAUUUUCAAGCAACAUAUGAAUAUCAACUCUAAAAUAAAUGUUACUAAGUUUCUUUAGUGGCACUAGGUUUUGGAAAAAGAGGGGGAAAAUAUUUUUGGGGUUUUAUUGUGUUUUUUGUUUGAGGACAAACAUGACACAAACCUUCACAAUUGUUAGAACUACCACUGUUUAAUAUGUUUGUGUGUAUGCGUCACUGAUGACACUAUUUGGUGAACAUCGUUUUGUCCUACUAAAUUUUGGUGGUUCUUGAACUCACCAUAGAGUGGACUGUGACUCAACAGUUUGUUUACAUGUCAAAUCUUCCUCUCCUUUGUCUCUGUGGAGGGGAGCGUGGUCUGCGGACCUGCAGAGAAGCCGAGUGUGCCAGGACCGGCUUUGAGAUCAGCGACCGGUGCGCAGAUGGCCCAACUGGGCCUGGUUCUCUGAUCACCUGUCUCUCUCUUAAAAGGCAGCGGCUGGGGAGGAAAGAGGUGGUGGAGCUGGAGCAGGAGCCAGAGAGAGACAACAACAACAGACAAUUGCUGAAAACCACAAAAGAGACACUUUAUUGAAAAAUAAAAACUGUAUUGUGAACCUGAUCCAGGCUCUCAUGGCUUUGACUGGUGGUCCAUCUCUCGCUCUCGCUCCAGCUCCACCACCUCUCUCCUCCCCGGCCGCUGCCUUUUAACAGAGCGACAGGUGAUUAGAUAACCAGGCCUAGGUGAGACAUCUACGCACCUGUCGCUGAUCUGGAAGCCGGUCCUGGCACACCCCGCUCCGCUGCAGGUCCGCAGGCCACGCCCCCCUCCACAGUCUCAUUUUGUCCACCAAAGGUUUUAUGCUGUGCGUGAAUGCACAAAGGUGCGCUUUUUUUGAUGUUAUUGUCUUGUUGGAGUGGUCAGUGCAUGACUGCAAGCUAAUUGAUGCUAACAUGCUAAUUAGGCUAGCUGUAUGUACGUCUGGCUUCAUUGUUACUCAUGUGUAGUUAUAUCAUUUAAUAUCCUUUACUUGUAUCUUCUUUGUAUACAAUUUAUAUUUGCAUGUCUCAUGACACAUGAUCUGUAUGUAAUAUUGGCUGCAUUUCUGAUAGUUGUUUGUGUGCCAUGUUGUUCCAGACCACAGCAAACAUUACCUAGCUUGCCAAAGAUUGUAAUAAAUCUAUUAAAAGAA
Molecule: messenger RNA, 2627 nt
Organism: Nerophis ophidion (straightnose pipefish)
Lineage: Eukaryota; Metazoa; Chordata; Actinopteri; Syngnathiformes; Syngnathidae
Gene: cldn19
Product: claudin 19
Exons: 7
Coding region: 682-1305 (207 amino acids)
Biological process (GO): cell adhesion; bicellular tight junction assembly
Cellular component (GO): plasma membrane; bicellular tight junction
Molecular function (GO): structural molecule activity
Source: RefSeq, a predicted model, not a curated record